GCAGCACGAAUUGUCCAUGCAUAAGGGUUGUCUCCUAUGGGGAGAUAGGGUGAUAAUCCCAGCACCACUGAGAAACAGGGUUCUUGAGACGCUUCACAUGGGACACCCGGGAAUGGUCAGGAUGAAGUCGCUAGCCCGAUGUUAUGUGUGGUGGCCUGGAAUGGACCAGAACAUAGAACAAUGGGUACGAACAUGCAAGGCAUGCCAAGAGGUGCGGCCAGAAGUGGCCAGAGCACCAGUCCACUGGUGGGAGCAGUCCAGGACUCCCUGGAGCCGGCUGCACAUAGAUUUUGCUGGGCCAUUCCAAGGGAAGGUCUUUUUGGUUAUCGUUGAUGCAUAUUCCAAAUGGUUAGAAGUGGCGAUGGUCCCUAGCAUGGCAUCAGCUGCCGUAAUCAAGGUGUUGAGGCAGCUGUUUGCUACCCACGGGUUACCUGAGACCAUUGUAUCAGAUAAUGGGGCAGCUUUUGUAUCCCAAGAAUUCAGGGCAUUCUUGGCUGAUAACUUUAUAAGAGGGGUCACAUCCGCGCCCUUUCACCCAUCCUCCAAUGGGCAGGCUGAGCGCAUGGUAAGAACAGCCAAAGAAUCCAUUGCGCGCUUAAUGGAGGGUAACUGGUCGGCUCGCAUUGCGCGAAUGUUAUUUUUGCAGCAUGCGACGCCGUGUACUGCGACGGGCAAGUCGCCAGCCGAGCUGCUCUUAGGUAGAAGACUGGUAACGGUGCUGGAUUAUGUCCACCCAGAUAAAAUGCCAAACCGUAAUUCAAGAGCAACCCCCCAGGCUGAGACUGACACAACAAGGUAUCUCGCCCCUGAAGAUCUGGUCUGGGUGAGGAACUAUUCACGAGGUCCGCGGUGGGUGGCCGGUGUGAUCACCCGGGCUAGUGGACCUGUGUCCUAUUAUGUGACCUUGGAAAAUGGGCAAGUUUGGAAGAGACAUAUAGAUCAGCUGAGGCGCCGGGCGCUCAGCAGGGAGGAGUCAGAUAAUUCAUCCCUGGCUAAUGACGCACAGCUGCAAGACCAGAGUGAAAAUGGUCCAGAGGUACAGUCACCAGGGGCUUCAGCAAAUGAACCAGGGUCUGCUAGUCCUCAUGAUGACGAGGUACAGGUCGGGGACCCUGAGAUGUCUGGGACUCCAUCUGUUCCUGAUGAAACCCCUAUAGCAGCCCCUCCACCACAGGUAACACCCAAUCCAGAACCUGCAACACCUGUUGUCAGGAGAUCAGGUAGAAGUUGUAGGACCCCACAGUACCUGAGGGAUUACGUCUGCUGUGCUCACUAGGGGGGGAGGGGUGUUGUGUAUUGAGUCAAAGGAUUUUAUAUCUGUAUUAUUAUUGUCUGUAUUUGCAUUAGGAUAAAGUAACUGCCUUUUGGUUCCAGAGGGUACAGCUACUAUUGGUUCAUUUAAGCUGCUGUAUUUGGAUCCUCUGUCUUAUUGGUUUCCUCCAAAAGGCAGCACUGUGAUUGCUUGAUAUUGUUCCCUCCAAAAUGUAUCCCUUCCUAGCUAGUCCCCUGUCCCUAUAAAUGUAGCUUUCCUCUCCUCAGUCUUCAGUCUUGUUCACUUUAAUAAAGAGCUGUUACUAGAGAACUGUCUCCAGCAUGUUUUGUCAAGAGAGCUGAAAUCACA
Messenger RNA from Zootoca vivipara (common lizard), 1621 nucleotides. The record is from RefSeq and is a predicted model, not a curated record. Lineage: Eukaryota; Metazoa; Chordata; Lepidosauria; Squamata; Lacertidae.